CAUCGAUUUAGUACUUGCAGUAUGUAAACAUACCCAGCUGUGUCGACUAUUGACCGACUCUUUGACUGACGCUUCACGGAUAGACUUCGUGACCAUGGCCGACACUUUGUGCUGACCUGACACACGACCGUCGCCAAGUUGUUCAGCUGCCAUUAGUAUAUUGGGUUAAGGGUAAAUGAUGAACGUCGCGAGGAAUCCGCGUCAAGCCGGGGCCAACGAUACCGAGGCGCGACGGCCAGUCGGCUACUGGGCGGAGUUUAACAACUGGUGGCGGACCAGGCUUAGCGAGCAUGGCUGCAGGCCAUCACCUGCUGAACUGGCUCAAUGGUUCGAGGAUAAUGCGUCGCUCUGUUGGAAGCCGGAGGAAAUGCCGAGCCUCAAAGAAGUCCGCACCCAUGCUAAAUGCCUCAGGAGCACAGAACAAGUUCGCAACUACUUUCGUAAAUACCGUGCAGCGCGCAAGGCCAACUCCACGACCACUAGUGUACGCACAUCUGGGUCAGACUCCGACAGCGAGGACGCAGCCCCGGGCGAGUACGGCACCGCAAUCCAGUCGGCGCUCGUCGGCUGCGGCGGACGCCUCGACCCUGGUAUCAGCGUAAGCCAGGCGGAGGCGCUGGGGCUCAUGCCCUUUGUCUUCGGUGCUGCUGGCGGCGCUGGGCUGUUCUUCACCGGCGCCGGAGGUGCGCUAGCGGGCCUUACUCUGCAGGCACCUGGUGCCGCGCCCGCGGCCUCCCUACCAGCGGCCAGCAACGCCGGCAACAACAAUGGCGAUCAGGGUUCCUCUCCCAGCCGUUGCCGCCCCGCGACUAGCGUUUGCAACAGCCAGGUAUCGCUGCACUCGCAGCGCCUUGGCGCCUGCGCCGUCCCUUCCGCCAGCGCAGCGGCCGCUGCUGCAGCAGCGGCGGCGGCAGCGAUUGCAGCACACGCCCAGCAACAACACCCGCACCCAGCGGUAGCCAGCAGCUCGCUAGGUUUGCCACCCCGUCAGCCAACCUCCGCCGCCGCAACUCGGCCCGCGGUGCCCCAGCUGCCGCCCGCCGCCGCCGCCGUGUCGGGUCCCGUCAUUAGCUUCUCCCAAGGCGGCCAGCCACAGCACUCCGCGCACGGCCCAGGCCCCACCCGCAGCAUCGGCGGCGGCAUCGUGGUUCGCCUGCCGCCGGUACACCGCUCCAGCGCCACCUCCGCCCGCCCGCACAGCACCUCUUCAAAGCACACCACCCCGGCACCCGAGGCGCCACCCGCCAAGCGCCAGCUCACCGCCCAGCGCGCCGCCACCACCAGCUGCGCCCGCCCCACCGUCUCCGGCGCAACCAGCUCUGUACGGCUGGACCUCAGCGGCGGCGCAAAGGUUGCCGGCCAUGACAACGGUGGUGAGGGUGCUGACGCCGCGUACCACGUGGUGGUGCCGCCCGUCAAGACUAGUCGGCCUGUUGACAACCUGGGUGCAGCCGCCGCUGCGGCGGCCGCUGCCAUGCGCCCGGUCUCAUGUGGCAGUGGCGCUGCGGGCCCCGGCGGCGGGUACUAUCGUCAGCCGGUGAUGCAGCAACCGCAGCAUCACCUUGCACCGCCCCUACCGCCUCAGAACGCAGCCUAUGCAUCCCAUCAAGUCGCCGCGCCCAUCUCCCAAGACGCCCUUAAUCAAACUGGUUUCAUGUUCCCCAGCAGUACGGUAGGAGUCACGAGUAUCGCCGCUCCCGCUGCCGUUCCAGCGCCCAUCAAGACCGAGCCCGUCGUGGAGCACGACACCAAGGCUGACCGCGCCGCAGCUGCUGCUGCCAUGGGUGCGGCCGGCGACGCCGCACCGCUGUCCCCCACCCAAGCCUUCUUCAGCAGCUGGCCGGGCGGCGACAUGGAGGAGCUGCUGAUGGACCUGCCGGACGAUCUGGGGCUGGGCCUCACACCCGGGGUAGGCACUGCGCUGGCGGCCGCAGCGGCUAAGGAGCUCGGUGGCGGUGGCGGCGGCAGCAAUGACGCAGCCGCGGUCGAGGCUGCUGCUGCUCCGGUAGCGGAGAACGAACGGACGAAUGCCGACAUGGUCCAGGCUGUCGACCCCACGCUGCCAUUGCCGGCGGCGGCAGCGGCUGAAGUCGUGCAACAGCCGCAACGUGACAAUGCGUCGUCGCUUCGACCAGCUGGCCACGGGAGUAGCCAAGUCCGCGGCUGCGGCGGCGCGCCGGCCGCCAUGCAGUGGUGGCCAGCCGCACAUGCCGCGCCUGCUGCGUCUGUGGGGCCAGCGUCAUCCAACGCAACCGUGGGGGCCACUGCAGCCGCUGCUGCUCCUGCCGCUGUCACUGCUGCCGUCCCCACUGCCUCCGAGGCUUGCGAGCAGCUUAUGACGCCCACCGCCGCCACUAUGGCCAGCGUGCUAGCAAGCGAGCAAGCGAUGGAGCGAAGCCGUGUGGUGGGAGCGGCAGCAGCGGGUGGUAGGGCUGCGGCGGAGGGGCUGUCGCCCUACAGCGCCUCGCAGCUGUUCAACAUCCUGGGGGUGGCCGGCGCUGAGGCGUCCAAGCAGGCGCCUGUUGCGAAGCCGACAGUGUCCACAGCGACACAGCAGCACAGGCCGCAUGUGUCGCAGCAGCAACAGCACUCACAUCAACAGCCGCCUGCGCGGGAGCUCCAGGCCGCCAGUCAGGCCCCAGCUCGCACCGCGUCAAUGGCGCCCGACCAGAGAGCCGCUGCACCGCCUCCGUCCGCCGCCUACCCCAACCCCUACCCGCACGGCUGGCCCUACGGCUACCACCAUCAGCACCACCACCAUCCUGCGGACUCCGCGGCUGCAGCUGAUCCGAGCACCACCUCCGCACAACAACCAGGAGCACCUCCAACCGGCGCCGCGCCCUACCCGCCCAACAUGUGCGGACCCGUGCCGCCGUACCCCUACCCCAGCCACCCCCAGGCCUACACGCCGUACGGUCCCUACCCGUCGCCACACCCCUCGUUCUCCAUGCCGCCGCACCACCCAUACUACUACCCUCCCCACCAUCAGCUUCCACCGCCCAGUGGCUACGACAUGUACGGGUGGCCGUCGUACUCCAUGUCAUCGCAUGCUGCCAUGUCGUACCCGGGCGCUCCGUACGGCCCUGCGGGCAGCUACCUGGGCUACUACCACAUGCCCCCGCCGUCAGCGCUGCUGCCCACCGCAUCCGAGGCGGGCACUUCAGUAGCGGGUACAGGCCCGCCGGAGGCCUCCAGCUUACGUGUGCGGGCAGCCUCCACUGGCGGGGGAUCGGUACGGAGGUUGGGGCCCAUAGGCCAGGUGCAGGCCGCACCUGCAGCUGCCGAGCCGCUCAUGCCGGGUCGCUACGUGUGGCAGGCGACCACUGGCGGCGGUGCGGCCGCCAGCACCCAUCGCACUGGCAGGGAGGCCGAUUGCGGCAGCCCUUGUGCCGUCAGCCGCAUGAAGGGCGGCGAGGGCGCCGUGUCACGCGGCGCCGCACGCACGCAGUCGGUGGCACAGGCCAGCUACUGCUCUCGGGGGGCUCCACGAGUUGCUCAGAGUGUGGGUGCAGCCCCGAGCGUAGCGCACACGGCUGUGGCGGAGGCUGUUAAGGAGGACGUGGAGGAAUGCGUGGAGAGUGGCAAUGUCGCGCAUGGGGCAGUGGUGGCUCCCACGGACCAUCAGCUGAUGCCACCGCCACCACCGCCGCAGCUGCUCCAGCGGCGGCAGCAGGUAUCCCAGCUAGGAGCCGUCGCGGACUGCAGCAAUGCAGGUGCGGCGCCGCAGGCCGAGCAACAUGGAUGCAUUGCCAAUAAUGUGGUGUUGGCUGCCGUCAACGCCGCUACCUCACCUGACCAGACCCCAGCUAUUGACUCCCCAGUCAACGGUCUCGGUGCACCCCUGCAUAACAGCAUUCCAGCUUCUGUUGCUGCUCAACUUCCACAACUCCAGCAACAACAACAACAGCAACGUGCCGACCAAGUCCAGGCUCCACCAAACCACGUCAGCGACAGCGCCGCAGAACACAACAAAGACCACUGCGGCUUGGCCUCGCCCUCACUGCCCGCCCAGCACCAGUCCCACCAAGAGGAACAUCGGCAGCCGCAACAACAGCAGGCCCCUGCUGCCCAGGCCGUAGCCAAGCGCUUGGACGGGGAGACAGCUGCCGUAACGGCUCGUACGGCAGGCGAGGCUACCGGCGGCGGCUACGACGACACCGACCUGCUUGACCUCUCCUCCAUUACCGCCGGCCUCUUCUCGCCGCCCGCCAGCGUCAUGCCCGCCGGCAGCACCCGCACGCUGGGUCGCAGCACUGCAACCACCACGGGGGCUGCCACCUCGGUAGCAGGCGCGGAUGCCACACCCAGCGCUGCGGUUGCCUCUGCUGAAGCCGCCGCCUCAGCAUUCGCCUUCACGCCCAUCCAUGCCUAUACCUCUAGCCGCACCAUCCCCUUCGUCUCUGCCCCGCGUGCCCCGCCCACGGCCCGGGCCGCUCACCGCAAGCAACAGCUACAGCUUCCUUUCAGCAUUCCCGAGCAUGGUCAGGGCCCCUCCAGCGUGCCCACCUCCGCUCGGGCUCCACCUGGGGCAGCCACGCCCCGCACCCUCUACACCCCCCGCGGCGACGGCUCGCCCCUCACCAGCACCCUUCUUGCCUCCUGGCUGAGCAGCCCGGCCAGCGUGGCAGCGUACGACGUGUGUGCGCGACUGGGCCUGGGCUUGCUGGGAGAGGAGGAGGAGCAGCGAGCGAGUGUGGGGUGUGGCAUGACGGACUCCAUGCAUGGCGACAAGGCGGAGGUGGAGCAGCAGCAGGCGGUGAAGGAGGAGGAAGAGGAGGACUGUGGGGUGGCGCAAAUGCUGGGACCCUCGCCCCCGCAGCCGUAUGAUGCUGUCAACGCCGCCAAUUCGGCGGCGGCGGAAGUGCGGCCUGACCUGACGGCGCAGAUCCGCAUCACCUACGUUCCGCCACAGCAGCAGCGCCCGGGGGACGCGGUAGUGGAUGCUGGCGUCGUCUCUGGUGGCGCGGUGGAGAAGGACGGCAAGGAGACCGUGUUGGGUGCGGACAGCAGCCGCGGCGUGCAGAGCGAGUGGCAACGCUAUUACGAGGAGCAGCAGCAACAGAUGAAGAUGGGUGCGGCUCCGGCUUCCGUGCCUGCUGUUGAGGUUGGCGCGGCGCUGUGAGAGUGACCUGGCGCUCAUAAGAUACUAUUUGACGGGAUCAGAGGUGAAGAUUACACUUUAGCUGACGCCCUUCACGGUUUCUAAAGCUACCCCGUAGCGACCUAGGCUCAUUCAUUUCAUGUCAUUUUACGUCAUUCGUCUCCAUGCGGACUAGCCUUAUAACCUGAAGACGAUUAGUUAGUUAGUCACAAUGACAACAUAGCACAUAGCCUCUAGUUCCUGCAGCGCGCGGCGCUGGAUAGACGCCUCCGUUUUGGUGGGAUCCCAGAGCACCGAACAUGUGCAGAAACGGGAUUUGUUCAUGCUGCUAACGGUGCCGUUGCCGCCGCCAGAUGCACACAUCGUAACCCAGCCAUGACUGGGAGGUGACAGCCCUUAGUUCGGAUCCCAAACCCCGGAGCACGGGAGUUGAGGCCGUUGAAACUAGUGUUUUAGUCUCAUGCGAUGCGGACGUAGCCCCUGCCCCUGGAAAAACUCUUUAUAUAUCCAAUAGAUAGAAUGCGUACAUAGGUGAUUAGGUACGACUGUACAGAACAAGGUAUAUCACGGACUAUUAACGCCCAAUGUGGCGAAUGCGCAAAUAGUGGACAUAACCGUCAGUGGUCAGUAUUAGUAAUAUUGGUAUCUGUUCGUUGCCCGUGAUCUCUCCGUGUUUAGCUCUAGGCGUGAGGUCCGAGUGUUGUUGGUGGCUAAAGCUCCCCGUAGACGUAGACAGCGGCAGUCGUGUGAUUGUAGAAAGCGCCAUGCUAAUUGUGCAAUGUAUUUGGUGUUGUAGGUAGUUGUAACAACCGAGGUAGGCACAGUGCGUGUGGUAGUAGCCCAGAUGUGUACAGCCCGGCGUUGCGUGCAUGCGAGUGGUGGGCAGGCCGUGUCUCGCAGAUCCCCAAGGGCGUGUGAUGUACUGUCGCUCGCGGAGUAUCAACCGCUGCUCUGUGAACGACACAACAACCGCCUGUGUGCCGACCAGGUUGCGGCUUCACGCCAAGCAACUAAGUCAGCCUAAAUGCAUUACGCAAGGCUCUGAGGAGUAUGCCUUUGAAGGUCACCUCCCAGUUUCGCCGCUGUAACGUCAUUACCGCGACA
Astrephomene gubernaculifera is the source of this 6205-nucleotide messenger RNA. NCBI's taxonomy places the organism in Eukaryota, Viridiplantae, Chlorophyta, Chlorophyceae, Chlamydomonadales, Astrephomenaceae. The record is from the annotation of a GenBank genome assembly.